UGGUUCGUGGCGUUGAGAGAGCGAGAUGGAGAAGGAGGGAGGGGGAGGAGAGUGAGGAGGAGACCGAGAACCCACUCUGCGCUGCUGCUGUGCUGUGCUCUUGCGGGAACGCCAACUUCUCCUGCUCCUUCUCCCACUGCCCCUCGCGCUCCACUCUUCUCCGCUCCUCGUCAUUCCGGUCUCGUCUGUGCGCUGGCUGCCUGCUUUGCCGUCUUCCUUGCUUCCUGGCUCUGCUGCUGCUUAGGGCUCUGCCUUCGAGUCCGGUCUGUGUUCGUCGUCGUUGCUCGAUCAGCCUCGAGCGCCUGGCCAGAUUUUUCGAUCGCUCUCUCCGAUUGAUCUGAUCUUGGCUAUGGCGCAAUGGCGCCUGCCGAUCCCCUCACCCCAGAGCAACAGCAGGUGUUAGAGCUGACGCGACUGGCAGGUCUCAACAUCCGCGAUGACAUCUUUGUAAUUUUGUUGGAGUUGAUGCAAAGUGACGCGACGCCCAUGUUGGUCCUGCAAGUGCUGCGAUCGCUGGCUGGUGUUGCUCCUCAGUCUAGUCCUCCUGCCACCGCAUCAGCCAGAUCUUCAUUUUCUGGCCGCUUCACCUAGGUGCAGAUGAGGUUCUAAUCGAAAUUGUCAAUAGCUAAAAAAUUUAGAGGGUCAUCAUGACGGGUGCCGCAUCGGCAGUGUUUUUAUUGGACAUGAAGGGUAGAGUUUUAGUGUGGCGAGAUUAUCGUGGCGAUGUUUCUGCUGCGCAAGCUGAGCGCUUUUUCAGCAAGCUCAUGGACGGAGAGACGGACCCAUCCUCCCACGAACCUGUUGUUUAUGACGACGGUGUCACAUAUCUAUUUAUACAGUACAACAACGUGUACGUCAUGACUGCCUCGAGGCAAAACUGCAACGCAGCCAGCCUUUUGCUCUUCCUACACCGUGUUGUUGAUGUGUUUAAACAUUACUUUGAGGAACUUGAAGAGGAGUCACUGCGGGAUAACUUCGUGGUGGUGUAUGAGUUGCUAGAUGAGAUGAUGGACUUCGGUUAUCCUCAGUACACUGAGGCGAAGAUUUUGAGCGAAUUUAUCAAGACCGAUGCGUACAAAAUAGAGAUGACCACGCGACCUCCAAUGGCUGUUACAAACGCUGUAUCAUGGCGAAUGGAGGGAAUCAAGUACAAAAAGAACGAGGUAUUUUUAGAUGUGGUGGAAAGCGUGAAUAUUCUGGUGAACAGCAAUAGUCAACUUGUUCGGUCCGACGUUGUCGGUGCUUUGAAGAUGCGCACAUACCUCAGCGGAAUGCCAGAAUGCAAACUUGGUCUGAAUGACAGAGUGCUGCUUGAAGCACAAGGUCGAGCAACCAAGGGGAAAGCAAUAGAUCUGGAUGAUAUCAAAUUCCAUCAGUGUGUGAGACUUGCCCGCUUUGAGAACGAUCGCACCAUCUCAUUCAUUCCUCCUGAUGGUGCUUUUGACUUGAUGACAUAUCGUCUUAGUACACAGGUGCGGCCACUGAUCUGGGUCGAAGCCCAAGUCGAACGUCACUCUCGAAGUCGAGUAGAGUACAUGGUGAAAGCACGCAGUCAGUUCAAGGAGCGGAGUACCGCCACAAACGUGGAAAUUGAGUUGCCAGUCCCAUCAGAUGCUACAACGCCAGCUGUCCGCACGUCUAUGGGAUCGGCCGUCUAUGCUCCUGAAAGGGAGGCACUUCUGUGGAAAAUAAAAUCUUUUCCCGGUGGAAAGGAGUACAUGCUGAGGGCUAAGUUCGGACUUCCAAGUAUAGCUGCGGAAGAAACUUUGCCUGAAAAACGGCCACCCAUCCGAGUAAAAUUUGAAAUUCCUUACUUUACGGUUUCAGGAAUUCAGGUGAGGUAUCUGAAAAUCAUAGAGAAGAGUGGAUAUCAAGCACUUCCAUGGGUACGCUACAUCACCAUGGCCGGCGAGUACGAGUUGCGGAUGAUCUAGAUCAUUUUCAUUAAGUUGCCUUACAACCACUGCAGGAGGUUCAGGCCUUCAGCCGAUAAACUCGACUAGAGCAAUUGUACCAGCUUCCUUUUAGGCAUGCCUCGUGUCAGAGUUGGGUGACUACUGAUAGUAGCACUACGGAAGUAAGGGUCGGUGCUGCGAGUAUACUACCGUAGGUCACGUACUCAUUUAGAUCAGGUCCCGGAUGUAUGAUAUGGAUGGGACGAGUAGUGUCACCGUUUGUUUAUUACGUCUACCAGAACUUUCAUGUGAUUACAUUUUAAUUGUACUGAAAAGUGGUAUUUGAGUAGGAUUUCUACAUCCGUCUGCACACUUCACUUCCAGACAUGACGACUUUUGGCUGCCGAUAUUGCACCUUUCUCUACCCAUCUUUCUUUGUUGUCUGCUGACGACAGUACCUGUCGAAUUGAUCAUUUUUUGAAUAAAACAAAAGUUUCAC
Messenger RNA from Marchantia polymorpha subsp. ruderalis, 2394 nucleotides. Lineage: Eukaryota; Viridiplantae; Streptophyta; Marchantiopsida; Marchantiales; Marchantiaceae. The record is from the annotation of a GenBank genome assembly.